Molecule: messenger RNA, 2910 nt
Organism: Indicator indicator
Lineage: Eukaryota; Metazoa; Chordata; Aves; Piciformes; Indicatoridae
Gene: MDGA1
Product: MAM domain containing glycosylphosphatidylinositol anchor 1
Exons: 17
Coding region: 1-2910 (969 amino acids)
Biological process (GO): homophilic cell-cell adhesion
Cellular component (GO): plasma membrane
Molecular function (GO): protein binding
Source: RefSeq, a predicted model, not a curated record
AUGCUGCCUGGGCUGUUUUGGCUGCUUUUCUUCGCCGGCGAUGAAGGCUCUGCCUUGAAGAUGGAGAUGAUCUGGUUUUUAUUCCUGUCUUUGGUGCCGGUAUACAGCAGGGGACAGGGGGUUUACGCUCCUGCACAGGCCCAAAUCAUCCAUGCUGGGCAGGCAUGUGUGGUGAAGGAAGACAACAUCAGUGAACGCGUUUACACAAUCCGGGAGGGGGACACGCUGGUCCUGCAGUGCCUGGUCACAGGACACCCCCGGCCACAGGUGAGAUGGACCAAAACUGCUGGCAGCGCAUCGGACAAAUUCCAAGAGACGUCAGUGCUUAACGAGACCCUUCGGAUUGAGAAGAUCCAAAGGCUGCAGGGGGGCCGCUAUUACUGUAAAGCAGAAAAUGGGGUUGGGGUCCCUGCCAUCAAGUCCAUUCGAGUAGAUGUGCAGUAUCUAGAUGAACCUGUUCUCACCGUUCACCAGACCAUUAGUGAUGUACGUGGCAGCUUCUACCAGGAGAAGACCGUCUUCCUCCGGUGCACUGUCAACUCCAACCCACCAGCUCGCUUCAUCUGGAAACGGGGGGCUGAGACCCUAUCCCACAGUCAGGACAAUGGUGUGGAUAUCUAUGAACCUCUCUACACACAGGGUGAAACCAAAGUCCUGAAGCUGAAGAACCUGCGGCCCCAGGAUUACGCCAGCUACACAUGCCAGGUGUCCGUCCGUAAUGUCUGCAGCAUUCCUGACAAAUCCAUCACCUUCCAGCUCACAAACACCACAGCUCCACCUGCUCUGAAGCUAUCUGUCAAUGAAACGCUGGUGGUCAACCCGGGUGACAACAUCACUAUGCAGUGCUCUCUGACGGGUGGUGAUCCACAGCCAGAGGUGGUUUGGUCUCACUCUCCUGGCCCAAUGCCUCCCAAUAGCCUUGUGCAAGGAGGCAACCUCACCAUUUGGAGGAUCCAUGUGGAAGACUCUGGCUACUACAAUUGCACAGCCAUCAACAAUGUGGGGAACCCAGCAAAGAAGACUGUGAACCUCCUGGUGAGGUCCAUGAAGAAUGCUACGUUCCAGAUCACCCCUGAUGUGAUCAAAGAGAGUGAGACCAUCCAGUUAGGACAGGACUUGAAGCUCUCAUGCCAUGUAGAUGCCGUUCCUCAGGAGAAGGUCAUCUAUUCCUGGUACAAGAAUGGUAAACCAGCCAGGUUCUCAGACCGAUUGCUCAUCACUCGGAAUGACCCUGAGCUCCCACCUGUGACCUGCAGUUUGGAGAUUAUUGACCUGAGAUUCAGUGACUAUGGUACCUACCUGUGCGUGGCUACCUUCCAGGGAGCACCCAUUCCUGACCUCAGUGUGGAAGUGAACAUCUCCUCAGAGACAGUGCCACCAACCAUCAGUGUCCCUAAGGGUCAGUCCACUGUCACUGUCCGGGAAGGCUCCAGGGCUGAGCUGCAGUGUGAAGUUCGAGGGAAGCCCAAGCCACCCAUCCUCUGGUCCCGGGUAGAUAAGGAAACCCCCAUGCCUUCAGGAAUGAUGACAGUGGAGACAUAUGAUGGGAAGCUGCGCCUGGAGAGCGUGAGCAGAGAAAUGAGCGGGACCUAUAAGUGCCAGACAGCCAGGUACAAUGGCUUUAACAUCAGACCCCGGGAAGCUCUGGUGCAGCUCAAUGUGCAGUUCCCCCCCGUAGUGGAACCGGCCUUCCAGGACAUACGCCAGGGCCUGGGGCGCAGCAUCGCCUUGCGCUGCACCAUGUUGAAGGGCAGCCCCAUGAAGGUGGCCACCUCUGUCUGGCGCUUCAACGGGACUCUUCUGGCACAGCCCCUGGCAGAGCAGCAGGACUACUCUGAGCUGAAGGUGGACAGCGUUAGCCGAGAGACCAGCGGUACCUAUGAGUGCAGCAUUUCCAAUGAUGUGGGGGUCUCCACCUGCCUCUUCCAGGUGUCUGCAAAAGCUUACAGCCCCGAGUUUUACUAUGACACUCCCAACCCUACCUUGAGCCAGAAGCAAUCCAAGAAUUACUCUUACGUGCUGCAGUGGACACAGAAAGAACCUGAUGCUGUGGAUCCCAUCCUCAAGUACCGCCUGGAAGUCCGGCAGCUGGCUCAGAGAAACACCAUCCAAACCUUCAUUCCUGUGCAGAAAAUGGAGAAAGGCCUGUUGCUGGAGCACAUCUUGCCCAACUUGAAAGUGCCUCAGAGCUAUGAAGUUCGCCUGACACCCAUCACCAGCUUUGGUGCUGGAGAUACAGCUGCCCGCAUCAUCCGGUACAUGGAACCAAUCAACUAUCCCAACCCAACAGAUAACACCUGCCGCUUUGAGGAUGAGAAGAUCUGUGGCUUCAUGCAGGACAAGAUGGACAACUUUGACUGGACCCGUCAGAACGCCCUGACCCAGAACCCCAAGCGCACCGUUAACACAGGGCCCCCCACGGACAUCAGCGGUACGCCGGAGGGUUAUUACAUGUUCAUUGAGGCAUCCCGGCCCCGCGUGACUGGAGACAAAGCCCGGCUCAUCAGCCCCCUCUACAACAUCACUGCCAAGUACUACUGUGUCUCCUUUUACUACCACAUGUAUGGGAAGCACAUUGGCUCCCUGAACCUACUAGUUCGUGUGCGGAGCAAGCGCGCCAUUGACACCCAGGUUUGGUCGCUCAGUGGGAACCGGGGCAACGUGUGGCAGCAAGCACAUGUGCCCAUCAACCCGCCCGGGCCCUUCCAGCUCAUCUUUGAAGGCGUCCGGGGCACAAGCUAUGAAGGGGACAUUGCCAUUGAUGAUGUCACUCUGAAAAAGGGGGACUGUCCAAGGAAGCCAAUUGGACCAAAUAAGGCAGUUGCUGUUCCAGGAAGUGGUGUCCCAGCCCUGCACAGCCCUUGUCUUUGUGGCCCAUUGACUUUCUCCCUUUACAUGCUGCUCAGAUGA